AUCAUCACUUUCAGUUCUGAUUGACAUUCCAUAGAUGUGGGACAUCUUGUGAUGUCUUAAAACCAUAGUUACCGGCCUAACUUGUUUGGAUAUCCAACCGGUGGGAAAAAUAUCCAAUUUUGCUACUACUUGCUCAAGAGUUGACAUUCUGUAGAUGUGGAACAUCUUGUGAUGGCUUAAAACCAUAGUUACCGCCUAACUUGUUUGGGUAUCCAAUUGGUGGGAACAUAUCCUGUUUUGCUACUACUUGCUCAUGACUAUAAAUUUGUCCUAGACUUGACCAUGAUUGAGUCACUUCUCAAGAGAAAAGUCACCAGAUCUAUCAGUGUUGGUAGAAAAAUAGUAAUGGUUUCUUUUUGCAGGCAGAAUUCUUUAUUUCAAUAUAAACACUGUUAAAAAAUCCUGAGAGGACUUACAUCAUGCUCCUUAUUCCGAAAUGUUCUUCAAAACUGUUUACUGGCUGUGGCAGCAUGUAUAAGGAUUUGAAGAAAAAAUUGUAGCAUAGAUGGUGGCAUCCAUGGAAAAAGGAACUAAGAUUAGCAAGCACUGGGUUGGCUCAACUUACACCUUACCUUUCUAUGAGUGGAAGAGGAUCUAUUUUGUAUUCUGGACAGAACAAUCAAAUGUUGUGUUUUAUUUGCAACAUGCUUCAUGACAGACCUUAUACCUGCUUCUAGAAUCAGCCCUUGUGAUUGUUCUUUAAUGCAAAUGAAUAUAAUAUUAAUCUUUAUUAAAAUCACUGUUAGAAUAAUUAUAGGCUAUAUGUUUGUAUUGUAUGUGUAUUUUCUGUGUGGGUUAAUACUAGCAUCAACAUUUUUAACGUGUUAAGCAGUGUUGCAUGUCUUUUAGUUAUUUGAUCAUCAACAUUUCUGCUUGACUAGGCUCAUGCUAAGCUUGGACCUUCUACGUUGGCAUAUAUAUAAAUCACAUUUACUGUUAAGAGAUUCUAGGCUCUAGUAGUUCGCUUUCAAUUAAUCUUAGGUUCAUGGCACGAAAAGUUCUUCAGUCGGGUAAUGUGUAUUACACAUGCCUUUUUUUAUUUGGAGCUGCAAUUGUUUUUAAGUCACAUGAAUGAACCAUGUAAUUCUCGCUUGCAACGUACUACAGUCACUAGAGUAGUUACAUUUUCCCUCCUUUGAGGGUUAUGUGAUUCUUUUUGUGGUUUAUGUUAUUUCUCCCCAUUGAGGAAUAGCAUUUUUUCAUAAGUUCUGGUGUCACCUUCACUGAGUUGCUCUUAUAUCAUAGGAAUGUAGAGCACAAUUGCCCGUUCCUAGGAACAUAGGAACUUUAAAAAAAAAAUCAGUUAGCCUUUGUCAAUAUUACAUGGUAACUUCCCUCAGAAACAACAAAAUUCAUUACAUGGUUACUAGUCUAUGCCAAUGGUAUAGGUUUUGUCACUUUUCAUCAUAGGACAGCAUUUUUUGGCUCAGCCCUGAUACAAUAAUGGGCCAGAGAAGCAAGUUAAAGAAAUGGGAAAAAUCAGUGAACCCUUCAUAGAAUCGGUAGAUGAGUAGAUAUGUAGUACAUUAGUUUAUGUAUCUGCACACAAAAUUUUAUGGCUAAUUUUCUAUUUUCCCAGGAUGAGGACCAAGAGUCUAUUAUCAUGCCCAACAAGAAUGGAGAAAAGUUCCUUUGCUUUUUGCCUAAAGUUCAGAAAUCCAAGAGUGGGAAGCCAGUUGCUCAACAGAACUUAAGUAGCAUGAUUAUGGAAUCUGAGACGCAUAUGAAACUGAAGACACCAGAUGAGCUUCUAGAAGUGCUGAAAGAUCGGUGCUUUAUUAGGCAAGAGGGAUGGUGGUCAUACGAGUUCUGCUAUCAACGGCGAUUGCGACAAAUUCAUUUGGAGGAUGAAAAGGUGGUUCAAGAAUUUUUCUUGGGAGUAUAUGAUUCUGAAGCUACAGAGGCUCACAAUCAAAAUCUUUCUGAUGUAUCCAUAUUGAAGGAUCCUCGCUCAAAAGAUGCAUCUCAAAGGUAUCAUGCUCAUAUCUUUAAUAACGGAACCCUCUGUGAUUUAACAAAUCAACCACGGGAAACAGAGGUCAGAUUUGUGUGUUCUGAACCCAGAGCUAUGAUAAGUUCGAUUACGGAGUUGUCAACAUGCAAAUAUGCCCUCACAUUUCAAUGCCCGACACUUUGCAAGCACCCAUUAUUCAACGAAGAAAGACCAGUGUCGCACACCAUUCACUGCAAUGCUCUACAAAAGGAGGAACGGAAGGCACAGGCAGAGGAUGUCAGUUCUCGAGGUGGGAAGAUAACAAUGGUCACUGAUGUCGGGUAUUCCCAUGCUUCCACUCCAGAAGAAUAUGCAACAUGAACUGUAACUAUUAUCGUGAGAUUAAUUAUGUCAACAAAAUGGCUGGGAAAUUUUCGUCGUGGCAUUAAUGUUGGAGCUUUCUGAGCAUUGAUCUGUAUAAACUGUAUAACCGUAGUAACCCUUUAGGUUAAAAGAGAGUAGUAACUAAAUUGAUAGGUUUACAGUACGUUUUCAGAAUAGUAACUUCUGGUUCAAACAAUGGAACUUCUAAAUGCAUAUAUAUUUUCAUGAUAAGUAGAAUAAAUGUUGUGCUUCAAACUUAA
This is a messenger RNA of Salvia miltiorrhiza (redroot sage), 2577 nucleotides long. RefSeq names its product protein OS-9 homolog. Bases 1556 to 2314 code for a protein of 252 amino acids. The transcript is spliced from 7 exons. Gene Ontology annotation, cellular component: endoplasmic reticulum lumen. The record is from RefSeq and is a predicted model, not a curated record. NCBI's taxonomy places the organism in Eukaryota, Viridiplantae, Streptophyta, Magnoliopsida, Lamiales, Lamiaceae. Gene Ontology annotation, biological process: retrograde protein transport, ER to cytosol; endoplasmic reticulum unfolded protein response.